Messenger RNA from Medioppia subpectinata, 800 nucleotides. The record is from the annotation of a GenBank genome assembly. Lineage: Eukaryota; Metazoa; Arthropoda; Arachnida; Sarcoptiformes; Oppiidae.
UUUUAUUUUUAUUUUCAAAAGUAAACAAAUUGUUUAACAAAAAUGUAAUAAUUUUAACACAAAUAACGUUUGCAUUCAUAUGUUAUGCGAAAAAUACAUUGAGUUUUGCUCUCAAACAUCAAAACAACACUCAAUUUGUUUUGCAUUUUAAUUGUUUUUUGAAUUGAUUUGACAUUAAUUGACAUCAAAAUGAAUUCACAAUUAAAGGAAAUAAUGGCAAAACUGUCGCACAACUCAAAUGGCGGUCAAAUGAGGCCCUCGUGUCUCAAAUGUGGAUAUCCUGGACAUUUCACAUACCAAUGCCGUAACUUCUUCCGCAUGAAUCCCUCGCAAGACAUUGUUCUGGACGUGAGUUCCACCAGUUCUGACUCCGAUGACGAUCCGACCGACACUGCCAUCGAUGCCAACAAUAUCAUCAAAACUGAUCCAAAGGCACACUUUAGUGGCGGACAACCCGACGAUAAACGACACAAAAGACAUAAAAAGAAAUCCAAAUCCCAUCACAAAAGUAAGCGAAAGCACCGGAACUCGGAUUCUUCGUCUGACGGCAGCCCUAAGAAGACUCGGAGUCGAAGUAAAGACAGACAUCGGAAACACCGAAAGCAUAAGUCAAGCGAUGAGAGCGACGAUCGCCGCAAAGAUGACCACAAAUCGAGACAUAAACGCAAACAUAAGUCCAAAGAUAGGGAAAGAAGACGCGAAAAACAGACCAAUAAAUAGUUAUAAUUAUAAUUUUUGCAUAAAUUUUAAGCUUUAAAAUUGUAAUCAUUAUGCAAUUGAUGUCAAUUGAAAGCAAAUAC